AUAGCCAUCUUCACAUCCGUUUUGAGUUGCAUGACAAAGCUGGUGGAAAUUGUAGAACGUAAACCAUGAGUUCUAUAGGAACAGGAUAUGAUUUGUCAGCAUCACAGUUUUCACCAGAUGGUCGGGUAUUUCAAGUUGAAUAUGCACUUAAAGCUGUUGAAAAUAGCGGAACUGCAGUUGGUAUCAGAGGAAAAGAUGGAGUUGUGUUUGGUGUAGAAAAACUCGUUACAUCAAAGCUGUAUGAAGCUGGAGCAAAUAAACGAAUCUUCAACAUUGACAGACAUAUAGGACUUGCAACAGCAGGACUGAUGGCUGACUCGAGAGCAAUAGUAGAGACAGCCAGAGAAGAAGCUUCUAAUUAUAGAUACAAUUAUGGAUCUCCCAUCCCACUCAAGCACUUAACAGAUCGAGUGGCGGGGUAUGUCCACGCCCACACCCUGUACAGUAGUGUCCGUCCCUUUGGUGUCAGCCUCAUUGUGGGCAGCUACACCCCAGAAGAUGGGCCACAGAUGUAUAUGAUAGAUCCAUCAGGAAUCUCAUGGGGAUAUCAUGGAUGUGCAACAGGAAAAGCAAAACAGGCAGCCAAAACAGAAAUAGAAAAAUUAAAGAUGAAAGACAUGCCUAUAGGUGACUUAGUGAAAGAAGUUGCUAAAAUAAUUUACAUUGUGCAUGAUGAAGUGAAAGACAAGAACUUUGAGUUAGAACUAAGCUGGGUUGGAGAUGUGACUGGGGGAAAACAUGAACUGGUCCCACAGAAUGUGUUUGCCGAGGCAGAGAAAUUUGCAAAGGAGGCUCUAGAGGAAUCGGACGAUUCAGACGAGGAAGAACUAUGAGAAAUGUUAGCACUUUAGAUAGAACAACACUAGACACUGGAGUCUCACUCUGAUACAGAUUUCAAGUGCUAUAAAUAGUGCUCACAAGACUCCAUCUCAUUUCUGAUCAAAUCAUUCAUAUCUGUUAGUGUACUACUAUUAAAUGUCAUUUAAUAAUGAA
Molecule: messenger RNA, 993 nt
Organism: Saccostrea echinata
Lineage: Eukaryota; Metazoa; Mollusca; Bivalvia; Ostreida; Ostreidae
Product: proteasome subunit alpha type-3-like
Exons: 10
Coding region: 66-833 (255 amino acids)
Biological process (GO): ubiquitin-dependent protein catabolic process
Cellular component (GO): nucleus; proteasome core complex, alpha-subunit complex; proteasome core complex
Source: RefSeq, a predicted model, not a curated record